Salarias fasciatus (jewelled blenny) is the source of this 1409-nucleotide messenger RNA. It is a transcript of the gene tmem119b, whose product is annotated as transmembrane protein 119b. Gene Ontology annotation, biological process: positive regulation of bone mineralization; positive regulation of osteoblast proliferation; positive regulation of osteoblast differentiation. The transcript has 2 exons. Gene Ontology annotation, cellular component: plasma membrane. Lineage: Eukaryota; Metazoa; Chordata; Actinopteri; Blenniiformes; Blenniidae. Bases 156 to 959 code for a protein of 267 amino acids. The record is from RefSeq and is a predicted model, not a curated record.
GCUCACUGAGCUUUUGCCACUCUCUCUCUCUCUCUCUCGCUCUCUCUCUCUCUGUCUGGCUUUAAGUUCACUUCUUCAGACCUCAGUCUCCAUCGGUGGGGGUUUUCAACAGGCACACUUCUGCUCCUGACGUGAAUGAUCCAGAGGGGGAAGCCAUGCUCCCGGCGGCCCUUCGUCAGAUCGGCGCGGUUGUGCUGCUGUGCCUCUGCAGCAGCCUGGCCACACCUCUGCUUCUUUACAGUCCUCCAGAGGGAAGUGCAGAUGAAGGAGAACUUACUACCUUCAGUGUUCCUCUUUCCACCCUCAACAUCUCUUUCGAGAGUGAAACCACCCCGGUCAGCCCGUACCGCGAGGAGGCAGACGCUCCGAAACAGAUUGUGAGAUUCCUGAAAGAGUACAAGCUCCUCAUCGCGGUGGCGAGCGGCCUCAUCCUGCUCCUCCUGCUCAUCGUCUGCGGGGCGGUUUUUAUGAGCCGCAGACGGAAAGUCAAUGCCUACUACCCUUCCUCCUUCCCCUCGAAGCUGUACGUGGACGACAGAGACAAAACUGGGGGGGCAAAACUUUUCAACGAAGUGGAGGGAAGAGCGGCUCCUGAGCAGGAGAGCGAGCCGCUGGAUUCUCACAAGCAGCUCCAGGCGGACAUCAUGAAGGCGGUGAAGAGCCUGCGCACACCCAACAAAUGCGAGAGAGGUGACCCGAGCCCGAAGGUCGCAGGUCACAGCCCGGAGGAAAACGCCACGGACCCUCAUCUGCUGAGCAUCCCUGAGGAGAAGGCGCCGUGCGAGCUGUCUGAGGCGGCAGCAGGCACCUCGGAGUCGGGCGAUCCGGAGCCGUCUCAGCCGCAGGAGGACGGUUCUCGAGAGGCUUUGAUUGGCAGGAGCCUGCGGCCCUCGUCUCUACACAUUCACAGCGACUCCGCCACACUGCAGCUCAUCGCCGGAGAGAAGACCGCCUUCUAACUGCUUCCAGAGCAGAUACCGAUCUCUGAGGCAAAAAACAAGGAAAGUUACUACAAUCCACAGAUGGUUAUCUAAUAGGCUUUUUAUUCCUAUAAAUAUAGCAAACCUCAUUUUUAAACAUAUUUUUAUAGGACUGAGGCCUGAGGGCCUCGUGGUUACAUGGCUCCGCCAAAGAACUGAGUGGCAGGUGAAAAUAAAGACUGCCAAAACUGAAGCUCUAUAUUUAUUGAAGUCCAAUUAAACAAAAAAUAUUAAGAACUUACUCAUGUGCUGAUAUACCAAUGGUACUAUGACUGAUAUAAUGCGAGUGACUGAGAUAUGACAUUUUUAUCAUCCGGCGUUCGAGAUGUCAUGUUAUUGUAGGUUUGUGGCUUAAAUAUGUUCAUUCAAAGUUCAUUUUUUUGUAAACAGUGAAGAUAUGUUUUAUAUGUAAAUAAAUUGUUGCCAUAC